This is a messenger RNA of Pyricularia grisea, 1167 nucleotides long. RefSeq lists its product as uncharacterized. Lineage: Eukaryota; Fungi; Ascomycota; Sordariomycetes; Magnaporthales; Pyriculariaceae. The record is from RefSeq and is a predicted model, not a curated record. The annotation marks the transcript as partial. The transcript has 2 exons.
AUGCGGGACUCAACGAAAAAGCGGGCUGUUAUUCACCGUGACGCUGAUUCAAAACCAACAACUGCGGCUCAACCAAGAAGAUGCGCAAGGCGCCAGUCAGCUGUUUAUAAAAAGCCGGAACCAGGCUCACUUUACAACAUAAUUCACAGCAAGGCUCGAAUCGGACUUGACGUCCGUCCACUCCUUUGGACAGAUCUCCAUAGCACACUACUCAGUGUUCAUUUCAGUUAUGAAGGACUUGCCAGCUUCCCAGCCCCCAGAAUUCAUAGUUAUGUACCAUUUCGGCCACCCAAGCUAACGGAUAUGGCCAAAAGGUUAUUCCGCGAGGUCAGCACAUUUGCGGACAGAAAAUCUCCGUCACCGGCAAAAACACACGCUCUGAGAGAAUUGAUGAGCGGCUUCUUCCCAAGCAUGUCUUCUGCCAUGGCUGAUGAGGAACUCAAGCUACGCUUUGGGAAGAGCUCUUACCAGAAAGCUGUUAUGCUUUCCAUGGUAUGGAACAAGGGGAGUCUGCGUUCACAAUCGAUUGAAUUCGCCGCCGCGCGCCCCGUAUCUUCUUCGCCUCGAAAAUCAAAAUCGAGCGAAGCCAACCUCAGUAGCGCGCCAUUGCUUGCCUUCGUGGACCGGGAGUAUCCUCCUCGGGCUCGGAAAACCCUGUUCCGGGUACCGCCAGGUCCUUUGGACGACAGCUACAGAAGCUCACCUGUUUUGAACCUUAUUCAAUUGCGUUUAAAAGGGCUUGUACCUGCUGAUACCGACCAGUAUGCGUAUCUGGUAGUGGUUCUUAUCCCCAUGGCACAACAACAGCUUUAUGGGAAUGAUGGGCGUCGGCGGUUUAAAUUAUCUCCACCCGCCAACGAGGCUCUAUCUUCCGAUUUAAUACGUGUUUUCAAGUUUGACGCGGCCGAAAACAAUCUUGUUAUCUAUACUGGAACUAUUGGUGCAGACUUCCUAGAGGGUUUUGCAAAUCCGGCAAGGACUCUUCACAGAAAGCCAGGCGGAGCUUCUUCAAUGCGCAUCGAUUACACGCGUGUGCCCAUAUGGCCCUUCUAUGGUCUCAAGGAGCGGCUAGCCAGUGCUUUGGGAUCUGAAGUGACAGGCGAACGAUUUGACGGCCCCGACUAUGAUUUUUAUGGCGAAGAGCUGUCAUCCAAUGAAGCGGGAUUG